Molecule: messenger RNA, 4802 nt
Organism: Physella acuta
Lineage: Eukaryota; Metazoa; Mollusca; Gastropoda; Physidae
Product: electroneutral sodium bicarbonate exchanger 1
Biological process (GO): regulation of intracellular pH; transmembrane transport; monoatomic anion transport
Cellular component (GO): plasma membrane
Molecular function (GO): sodium:bicarbonate symporter activity; monoatomic anion transmembrane transporter activity; solute:inorganic anion antiporter activity
Source: RefSeq, a predicted model, not a curated record
UGUUACCACUGUGUUUCAUGGUGCAGUGUUAUGUGUGAGAUUUUUUAACUAACUGACCCGAGUGACCACUAGUGACCUCAGUGACCUGUGGUGACCCCUGGGAAGAUUUACGUGCGGAUUUGACGAUAACUCUAGCAGUGCUAAAGUAUGGACUAUCAGGGGAGUUAACACAAGACAGGGCCUAUUCCCUGCAACCUGUUAUAUUGACACAGUGCAUGUGCAUACAGCUUAAUUAUAUUAUACCAAAGCUUACAGUUCUAAUACCAUGUACAUCUGACCCCCUGGCCUUGCUAUUCCGUGAGACCCAUAAGCCUUCCAAGAGCUGUGUUUUUUAAAGGAAAUUCUAUUCCGUCCCAAUAGUCUUUCAAGCUUGUUAUCUUCACGCCUACGUACAAAUAGACGAUGGAAAAAAGUCACUCUCUGACCCUACCAGAAGCGACUCCUGUACAAAGAGAUCUCGGGGCGCGAAGGGAGAUUAACGAGAAUGUUAUUGACAGCGAUGCAUUCCAACAUCGAUACGACUCUGCAUAUAUUGGUCUGCGGCUUCCCAAACGGCCAAGAAGACCACACAAAUCCAAACGUCACCAUGGCGAUAAGACAGCAGUGCCCAACUCUCAGCCAGUUUCUGAUGCUUUCUCCCCUGGCCCAGUUACUGCAGUUCAGCAAUCAAUUUUGCUUGCAGCAAGCCUUACACCAAGUGAGCAGAUACAGUCACUGUUGAGUGAAGCUGAGGACCCGGCACACACUUCCCAUGAUGUCUUCUGUGAGAUGGAUGUCCUCUUCAAGAUGGGGGAGAUUUACCAGUGGAGGGAGACUGCAAGAUGGGUGAAAUAUGAAGAGGAUGUAGAGGAGGGAGGCAUGAGGUGGUCCAAGCCUCACGUGGCCUCCCUCUCCCUCCACUCCCUCUUUGAGCUGAGGAGCAGCUUGACCACAGGUGCCUGUAUGCUGGAGAUGGAUGCUACUAGCAUUCAGCAGGUUGCAGACCUGCUCAUAGACAACCUGAUCAGCCAGAAGCAGCUGGAGGAAUCUCUCCGCGACCAGGUCAGGCUGGCCAUCAUGGCCCAGCACUGCUUCCAGCACCAAAAGCCUCGCAGGAAGGUCUCCACCACCCCAGACCUGGACGGUGGUCAGGCAAUGUUCCGGAAACUCUCCAUGAAGAGGACUUUCUCUGAGAUUGGUCGCACUUUCUCCAUGAAGUCAAAAAAUGAUGCCUUGAACCAGGCCAGAUUAAGAGCUAAUCCCAACAGCCAGCCUAACCUUGAAAUGAUGAAUGGUGACCUGUCAGAAUCCCCAUCUUCCACUAGAAUUAGCCAGAUAAGUCGCCAGAACAGUCUUUUAUCCAAGUUGAAUGAACAUUUCAUGAGAAAAAUUCCAGCAGGAGCAGAGGCAGCAAACAUUUUGGUGGGGGAGUUGGAGUGUCUCAAUUAUCAAGUGGUUGCAUUUAUCCGCCUGUGUGAAGGGAGGAACAUUGGUGACAUCACAGAAGUCCCCAUCCCCACCAGGUUCAUGUUUAUACUCUUUGGUCCACCUGGCAGCCAGCAGAAGAAUGUGGAGAUUGGCAGGUCUAUGUCAACAAUCAUGGUGGAUGAGGUGUUUCGGGAGGUAGCCUAUAAAGCCAGGAACAGGCAGGACAUUUUGGCUGGGGUGGACGAGUUCCUUGACCAGGUGACUGCCCUGCCACCUGGGGAGUGGGACCCCAAGAUUCGGAUAGAACCCCCACAGAGUGUACCCUCACAGGCUCAGCGUAAAGUACCCAAGCCUCCUGUGGGUCAGAUAGCAGAAGAGGAAGAGGAGGAAGAAGAGUCACACUGUGACCCUACUCUACAGCGCUCUGGCAGAUUGUUUGGAGGUCUAGUUGCUGACAUCAAAAGAAAACUGCCGUGGUAUGCCAGUGACUUCAAGGAUUCCCUUCACAUCCAAUGUGUGGCCUCAGUCAUCUUUCUUUAUCUGGCCACCCUUACACCCAAUGUGACCUUUGGUGGACUGCUGGGUCAGGCCACUGACCAGUACAUGGGGACCAUGGAAUGUAUCUUGACAGCGUCCAUUGUUGGCGUCCUGUUUGCCUUGUUCUCUGGCCAACCUCUGAACAUCCUGGGCAGCACCGGUCCCAUGUUGGUGCUGGAGAUGAUCCUCUACCACUUCUGCAAGGAACAAGAGCUAGAUUUCCUCCCCUUUAGAGCUUGGAUAGGUCUGUGGACAGCUUUCCUUCUCAUGCUUAUCGUGGCCUUUGACCUCUCAGCCUUGGUGCGGUACAUCACCAGGUUCACAGAGGAAAGCUUUGCCAGUCUCAUCGCUGUCAUCUUCAUUGUGGAGGCUUUCACUAAGCUCAUUGAGGUUCUCAAAGAUGCCCCAGUGAACUUUGACCCAGACGCCAUCUUGAACUACACCUGCACCUGUCUAGCACCCAACAGCUCUGAGAUUGAGGUCAACAUCAGCAUGAUUGACUUUACCAACUCUUCCAGCAUCAAGGAUACCAUCCUACACUACCUCAUUCUGGAUGAUACUCAGAAUAUAACAUUGGGCAAUGAUACAUUUGACUUCUCCAACCUAAGUAUUGCUAACAUCAACUGGAGUGCCGUCCCAGUCAGCAACUGCUCACACUUUGGGGGAGUUCCAAUCACCGUGGGCUGCAAGACACCCCACUUCAUCCCUGAUGCCUUCUUCCUGUCUGUUCUCUUGUUCCUGGGAACUUUCAUGAUCGCCUCCUCGCUGACCAAUGCAAAGACCAGUGCCUUCUUCCCUACCUUUGUGCGUCAAACUUUGAGUGACUUUGCUGUUCUCAUCGCCAUCAUUGCUAUGGUAACCACAGACAUUCUCAUUGGCAUUCCCACACCCAAACUGUUGGUGCCUACAAAGUUCCAGCCAACCAGAGAUGACCGUGGCUGGUUCAUCAAUCCAAUCAGUGACAAGAACCCAUUCUGGCUGAUCUUUGCUGCCAUCUUGCCUGCCCUGCUGGCUGUCAUCCUCAUCUUCAUGGACCAACAGAUCACAGCCGUCAUUGUCAACAGGAAGGAGAAUAAGCUGAAGAAAGGAUCUGGCUACCACCUGGACAUGUUUGUUGUGGCUAUCUGUAUCGCCAUCUGCUCCCUGCUGGGGCUACCCUGGUAUGUGGCUGCUACUGUGUCUGCUCUGGCCCAUGUCAUGAGCUUGAAGAAGGAAUCUGAGUGUACAGCACCAGGGGAGAGACCCACCUUCCUAGGUGUCAGAGAACAAAGAGUUACAGCUCUGUUGGUUGGUCUACUCAGUGGAACCUCUGUGUUGUUUACACAUGUGCUUCAGUUCAUUCCAAUGGCUGUCUUGUAUGGCGUCUUCCUCUAUAUGGGUGUGGCUGCUCUCAAAGGCAUGCAGUUCAUUGACAGACUGCUGCUGUUCUUUAAGCCAGCUAAGUACCAACCAGACUACAUCUACCUGCGCCACGUCCCCAUCAAGCGUGUCCACAUCUUCACCGUCAUCCAGAUCAUCUGUCUGGCCGUCCUGUGGGUCAUCAAGUCCGUCAAGUCAGUCUCAAUCAUCUUCCCCAUCAUGGUGCUGGGAACCUGCUUUGUACGUAAGGCCAUGGACUACAUCUUCACCCAGAGGGAGCUGAAGUGGCUGGAUGACCUGAUGCCUGAAGCCACGAGGAAGGAGAAGGAAGAUGAGAGGAAGAAGAAGCUUCAGGAGCUGCAGACUGUCCCUGAUGAUGAGGAUGAUGCUCUGAUUCAUGAAGAAAACUAUGACAAGCUCAUGGAGAUCAGGAUAGACAGACUUGGAGAUAACAGACUUACAAACAGACAUUCUGGUGUUAGACGUGGAUCCCUUGAUACCGAUAGAGUCAACAUUAGUGAGGAAGUGGCCCGCACUGGGAUUUGGAUGCAGAUUAGGAGAGACUCCAAGAGUGCUUUGGCUGAUGUUGAGGACUUCCAGAAUAGUCGUCACAAGAAGAAGCGCCAUGAAAAAUCUAACGGCAGAGACUACAAAUCCUCCAACAAAGAUAAAGAGAGCGAAGAGACCACACCCCUCCAUGAUGAGAAGAAUGACAGCCCACCUACAAACAGAAACGGUGGGGCGCCACCAACUUUUUACAUGGGAGAAGAAGAAGAAGAUCACAAAGUCUAGCACCAGAGUUAGGAGAUUCCAGUUAAAUCUAUCAGCUUAUUCAAACUGUAUAACCGUUGGGUUAUAUUUUUUUUCGCAGCUCCUAUUAAAAUUAUCUGCCCUUUGUAAGGAAGACAACAAGCAACUACUAGAUCUGUUGCGCCAGUUGGCCUUAAGUAGGUAACUAGUCAAAAAACCUUCAGUCAGGAGCUACCUAAUUCACAAGUCGGAAAUGUUCGAUUGUAAUUUUAUGAACAAACAAUAGGUGUUGUUUAAAUAAAAAUUAUUAUUGAAAGCUGUUCAAUGAAAAAAAUUGAAUGCAUUUAUUUACCAAGGGACCAAUUUUGAUAUUUUUAAAAAAAGAGUCACUUCAGUUUAUUUACAUUAUUUAAAAUCAAUGUUGAUUACAUACAUUUAAUUAGUUAGAUUUUAAUUCCUAUUUAAAAAUACAUAUUAGAGGAUAUUUUAUGGUAAAAGUGUAUGUUAUUAUAUCAUUUGCUUUGGUUUAUAUUUAAGCUACAUCUAAUUGGUGUAAAUAUUAUUUCAGACAUUUUUAUGAUUUUAACUAUUGCAUACAAGAAUAUUGUAUUUCUAAUUUAGAUAUACCUAGAAGAGGAUGAUUUUGUUGUAUUAAAAACUAUUAUAUAAUUUUGAUAAAUGGCUAUUUUGUUAGUGGUUAUAAAUAUAUAUCAGCAAGUUAGGAAUCUCAUUUUAUAAGAUUUUGGAGA